CAUCUAGUGCUGAAUGGGGUAAAGGCAUGAGCGACCAAGGGGCAAAAAGACAGCUUGUCUAUACAGAACUAAUUAUUGGUUAAGCAUAGUUCUGAGUCCUCUUCCUUCUCCAAAAUCCAAUAAAGAUAUGGGUUUUGGUUCCCAAAGGAGAUGCCUUUUGUUGACUGGUGCCAUCUUUCUUCUUCAAGUGCAGCUGCUGUUGGUUGUAACUUUAGCUAAAACACAUGUACCUUCGUCAUCAUCUUAUAAUAUCAGUGGUUCAUUAAGAGGAAGAGAGUUAUUGGGGUGUAAUUUGUUCAAGGGAAAAUGGGUAGUUGACAGUUCUUACCCACUGUAUGCAGCUUCAAGCUGCCCCUUCAUUGACUCUGGAUUCAAUUGCCUUAAACAUGGCCGCUCAGAUACACAGUAUCUCAAGUAUGCUUGGCAACCAGACUCCUGUAACUUACCCAGGUUUAAUGGGUUGGAUUUGUUGAGAAAAUGGAGAGGGAAGAAAGUGAUGUUUGUCGGUGACUCACUGAGUGAGAAUCAGUGGCAAUCGUUGGCUUGUUUGCUUCAUGCAUCUGCACCCAAAUCCAAAACCACUUUUCUGAGUAGGGACUCUCUUACUUCCCUUGCUUUUCAGGAUUACGGAGUAACGUUGUACUUGUAUCGAUCAACGUAUUUGGUCGAUAUCGUAAGGGAAAACGUUGGCCGGGUACUGAAACUGAAUUCGAUUCAAGGCGGGAAUGCAUGGAAAGGGAUGGAUGUGCUGGUUUUCAAUUCGUGGCAUUGGUGGACGCAUACGGGACACUUACAACCAUGGGAUUAUGUGCAAUAUGGAUCAACUAUCCUGAAGGACAUGAAUCGUCUAGAGGCAUAUUAUAAGGGCAUGAUGACAUGGGCGAGAUGGGUUGAUCUCAAUGUCAACCCAUCCAAAACGAAAGUCUUCUUUCAAGGGAUCUCUCCUUCACAUAAUCAGGGAAAGGAGUGGGGAUCAUCAUCAAAGAACUGCAACGGAGAACUACGACCGUUACUAGGAUCAACAUAUCCUGCAGGAUUACCUGAAGCUCAAGGUGUUCUGAACCGAGUUCUGGGGAGUGUAAAGAAUCCAGUUCAAUUGCUUGAUAUCACAACCCUAUCACAAUUAAGGAAGGAUGCACAUCCGUCGUCUUACGGUGGCGGCUCAGGCAUAGACUGCAGUCAUUGGUGUGUUCCUGGGUUGCCCGAUACUUGGAACCAACUUCUAUAUGCAAGCUUUAGUUAAUUGCGUUAAAGCAUGCAUUUUUUUAUCUCCUAUUUGUUAAUCUGUAUAGUAUAAGGACUCUAUUGUAACGUUGUAUUCUAUAUAUACUAAGCAAUAAUAUGCAAACCCUAACGGGAUUUUCACGUAUU
This is a messenger RNA of Cynara cardunculus var. scolymus (artichoke), 1371 nucleotides long. Its product is annotated as protein trichome birefringence-like 38. Gene Ontology annotation, cellular component: Golgi apparatus. NCBI's taxonomy places the organism in Eukaryota, Viridiplantae, Streptophyta, Magnoliopsida, Asterales, Asteraceae. The coding region runs from base 128 to 1243 and encodes 371 amino acids. Gene Ontology annotation, molecular function: O-acetyltransferase activity. The transcript is spliced from 5 exons. The record is from RefSeq and is a predicted model, not a curated record.